Molecule: messenger RNA, 1085 nt
Organism: Malania oleifera
Lineage: Eukaryota; Viridiplantae; Streptophyta; Magnoliopsida; Santalales; Ximeniaceae
Product: thymidine kinase-like
Exons: 4
Coding region: 202-918 (238 amino acids)
Biological process (GO): thymidine metabolic process
Molecular function (GO): ATP binding; thymidine kinase activity
Source: RefSeq, a predicted model, not a curated record
UCCAAUUUUCAAAAAGCAAUUGCAAACAAAAAUUUCAAAACGCCGGACGCAAUUUCCACUUCCCAAUUUCUAUUUAUUUCAAAGACGAAGUCUUCCCUUUCAUCCAAUCUGCCGCCUUUGUUUUCUCACCUGUUCGUAUCUCCUCCCAUCGUUCUCCCCUUCUCUGUAUCUUUCCGGAACCCUAGAUUUCUAUCUCCUUCCAUGUCUUCCCUCAAAUCAUCGCUUUCCUUGAGCUCCGUCGACGCCAGCACCAAUCGAAUGGCUUCAGCUUGCCAUGGUUCCGGGGGCGAGGUCCAUGCCAUCGUGGGCCCUAUGUUCGCCGGGAAAACCACCGCCCUCCUCCGCCGGAUCAGAGCUGAAGACAACAAUGGCAGAAAUGUAGCAAUAAUAAAAUCAAGCAAGGAUACAAGAUAUGCAGUAGAUUCAAUUGUGACGCAUGAUGGGGCAAAAUUUCCAUGCUGGGCAUUGCUUAAUUUGUCCUCAUUUAGGCAGGAAUUUGGAGCUGAUGCUUAUGACAAGCUAGAUGUAAUUGGCAUAGAUGAAGCUCAAUUCUUUGAAGACCUUUAUGAUUUCUGCCGCAAGGCUGCUGACCAUGAUGGCAAAACUGUGAUUGUUGCUGGCCUAGAUGGUGACUACUUGAGAAAGAGCUUUGGUUCAGUGCUUGACAUAAUCCCUCUUGCUGAUUCUAUAACCAAGUUAUCUGCACGUUGUGAAAUUUGUGGCAAACAGGCCUUUUUCACCUUGAGAAAGACAGAGGAGAUCCAGACAGAACUGAUUGGCGGUGCAGAUGUUUACAUGCCUGUUUGCCGUCGGCACUAUGUAAAUGGACAAGUUGUCAUGGAAGCUUUACGAGUUGUUGUGGAAUCUCAUAAAGCUCUGGAUGAUUCAUCUACGGAGGCUGCUUCUGUUAUGCAAUAAUGUCUGUCUUGCUCACUGCCUGAAAUAUAUUUCUUGUGCUUGUUUCUUAUUCCCAUGGGUUGUCUGUCCAGAAUGCUGAUUUUGGAUCGUUCCUGACUUCCUGGUUCCCCAGAGAAUAUUUGUGUAUUCUUUUUAUGUAUAUAAAAAAUGAAGCUUGUUUCUUGGCA